This is a messenger RNA of Serpula lacrymans var. lacrymans S7.9, 1210 nucleotides long. RefSeq lists its product as uncharacterized. NCBI's taxonomy places the organism in Eukaryota, Fungi, Basidiomycota, Agaricomycetes, Boletales, Serpulaceae. Gene Ontology annotation, cellular component: vacuolar proton-transporting V-type ATPase complex; proton-transporting V-type ATPase, V0 domain; fungal-type vacuole membrane. Gene Ontology annotation, biological process: vacuolar acidification; proton transmembrane transport; vacuolar transport. The record is from RefSeq and is a predicted model, not a curated record. The transcript is spliced from 5 exons. The coding region runs from base 35 to 1120 and encodes 361 amino acids. Gene Ontology annotation, molecular function: proton-transporting ATPase activity, rotational mechanism.
UCGGACGAACUGAACCUGCGGCAGUGUCUAAAUCAUGGAGGGCUUAUUCUUCAAUGUCAACAGUGGUUUCUUGGAGGGAAUCGUGCGAGGCUAUAAGGCUGGCAUUUUGUCGCAGUCACAAUACGCUAGUUUGACUCAAUGUGACACGUUAGAAGAUUUCAGGACUCAACUAUCUGCAACUGAUUACGGGAAUUUCCUGGCAAAUGAACCCUCGCCGCUUUCCACUGCAACUAUUGCUGACAAGGCAACCCAAAUCCUCGUCGACCAGUUUAACUAUAUUCGUACCAACGCAGUCGAACCAUUGAGUAAAUUUCUGGAUUACAUUACAUAUGGGUAUAUGAUCGAUAAUGUCGUCCUAUUGAUCACCGGCACGUUGCACGAAAGAGACACACAUGAGUUGCUAGAGAGAUGUCAUCCUCUUGGGGUCUUCGAUACGAUGCCUGCUCUCUGUGUCGCUACGAAUGUGGAGGAGCUGUAUCAGGGUGUUCUCGUCGAAACACCACUAGCCCCCUACUUCCGUGACUGUCUCUCUGCAUCCGAUCUGGACGACCUAAACAUUGAAAUUAUUCGUAACACGGUGUAUAAGGCGUAUCUCGAAGAUUUCUACCGCUUCUCUACGACACUUGGUUCACCCACCUCUGACGUCAUGCAAAGUAUCCUCUUUUUUGAAGCUGAUCGUCGCACUAUCAACAUCACCAUAAAUUCCUUUGACACAGAGCUUUCCAAGGAGCAACGCUCAAAGCUCUUCCCUGCUAUUGGUCGACUCUUUCCCGAGGGCAACAAUGCAUUGGCGAGAGCAGACGAGAUCGAGGAUGUACGACAGGUCUGCGACAAAAUAUCCGAAUAUCGGUCUUUCUUCGACGGUGGUUCCGGGUUUGGUCAGAGCAAUGGGGACUAUCAGGAUGCUGGAGAGUCGAACAUUGCAGCUCGGCUGGAAGACCGGUUUUUCCACACCGAAGUCCAUUUGAACAAGGAGGCAUUUUUGCAACAAUUCCAGUACGGAGUGUUUUACAGUUACAUGAAGCUAAAGGAGCAAGAAAUACGGAAUCUGACGUGGAUUGCAGAGUGCAUAGCUCAGGAUGCGCGGGACAGGAUGCAGGACUUCAUACCCAUCUUUUGAUGUCAGAUAUUCUCGUAUAAUAUUUCAUUCAUUUGCAUCUUUUAUGGUGAACUUGAUAUCAUGAUCAACGUCGUUUGUUUUCCCAGAAUA